Molecule: messenger RNA, 1476 nt
Organism: Fulvia fulva
Lineage: Eukaryota; Fungi; Ascomycota; Dothideomycetes; Mycosphaerellales; Mycosphaerellaceae
Product: MFS transporter cpaT
Exons: 2
Coding region: 1-1476 (491 amino acids)
Biological process (GO): transmembrane transport
Molecular function (GO): transmembrane transporter activity
Source: RefSeq, a predicted model, not a curated record
AUGGCACAUGCAUCGGACGAGAGGCAGCCGUUGCUGCAUAACGAUACGACGGCACGAACGUACGAUGACGCAUCGAAAGAUCUGGUCGAUUUCGAUCCCAAUGGCGACGCCGAGGACCCAUUGCAAUGGCCCAAUGCUUACAAGUGGAGUAUCGUAGCGUUACUCGCUACUAUGGCCUUUGUUGUAACGUUCACUUGCAUCAGUCUGGUUCCGGUUGCAAGCCACAUCGUCACUGAACUCGACGGCACACCGAGCAAAUCCGCGAGCGUUCUUCUCGUGACCAUAUGGGAGCUUGGAGAAGCUGCUGGACCUCUGUUCAUCGCUCCACUGUCCGAGGUUUACGGUCGAUGGCCUGUGCUAAACGCUGCAAAUGCGUUAUUCGUGGCUGCGACUGUGAUGGCAUCUCUCGCGCCCACCUCGCAUGUUCUGAUUGCCGCACGAUUCUUGACUGGCCUGGCGGUAGCAUCGAACGUACUGAACCCAGCCAUCGUUGGCGACAUGUUUAUCUCGGAGCAACGAGGCACAGCAAUGAGCUUGAUCAUGCUUGCGCCACUUAUGGGAGGCGCCAUUGGUCCGGCCAUCAGUGGCUACAUCGCUGAAAGCCUAGGCUGGCGUCCAGUCCUCUAUGUGUCUGCCGGGCUUGCUUUGUUCCUUGAGUUUCUGUUCUUGGCCUGCUUCCGGGAAACGUUCAAAGUGCCGAUUCUCAAGAAACGAGCUGCCAAGCUACGUGAAGAGACUGGGAACGCCAAUCUAAGGUGUGCCUUUGAGACUGGCAAAGGGCAGAGUAGCCAUCAGAUCUGGGAAUCUAUGCUACGACCUUUCGUGGUCCUUGCAGGAUCUGGAGUGCUGCAGGCGUUGAGCCUAUUCGGCUCGGUCGUCUUCACCUACUUCUACAUAUUCUCAACCACACUUCCGGACAUUCUCCAGGACAUCUACGGACUCUCGCCAUCGCAGACUGGAUUUGCUUUCAUAUCCUUCAGUGCUGGGUCGAUCAUCAGCGUUACACUGUGUAACCAGCUGCUCGACAGAAUCUACAUUCGACUUCGUGAUACAAGAAAAGGCGUCGGCCAGCCGGAGUACCGCCUACCGCUGGUCAUCGUGGGCGCAUUCUUCCUGCCUUUCAUUGCGGCAAUGUAUGGCUGGGUUGCGCAGGCACGCGUUGGCAUCGUUUGGUCUCUGGUGUCGGUCGCAUUGCUCGGUGCCGGGAUUAUGCUUGGAUUUCUACCCGUGAUGGCCUAUGUCGUGGAUGCUUUUGGCUUGUACUCGGCUUCCGCACUCACUGCACUGAUCGUAACGAGAUGUCUAAUGGGCACUUUCCUGCCACUAGCAACGGCUCCGCUGGUCGACCUCUGGGGCUAUGGCUGGGCUUUUACGACACUUGGCGCGAUCACAAUGGCUUUGGCACCUACACCAGUCUUGAUCAUGAGAUAUGGAGCGAAGUGGAGACAGAAGUCCAAGUAUACGAGAGAGGAAUGA